CACAGUCAGCAUUGGGAUUCACGUCUUUAUCGAAACUGAUCUGUAAUAUCUUUCAAAAUGAGCGGAAGAGGCAAAACCGGUGGCAAGGCCAGAGCAAAGGCCAAGUCUCGUUCAUCCAGGGCUGGACUGCAGUUCCCUGUUGGGCGUGUGCACAGACUGCUGCGUAAAGGCAACUAUGCCCAGCGUGUGGGAGCUGGUGCGCCCGUUUAUUUGGCUGCUGUGCUCGAGUACCUGACGGCUGAGAUUUUGGAGUUGGCAGGUAACGCUGCCCGUGACAACAAGAAGACCCGUAUCAUUCCCCGUCAUCUGCAGCUUGCUGUGCGUAACGACGAGGAGUUGAACAAACUCCUCGGUGGAGUGACCAUCGCUCAGGGUGGUGUGCUGCCUAACAUCCAGGCUGUGCUGCUACCCAAGAAGACUGAGAAGUCCAAGUAA
Alosa alosa (allis shad) is the source of this 435-nucleotide messenger RNA. RefSeq names its product histone H2A-like. Gene Ontology annotation, cellular component: nucleosome. Bases 58 to 435 code for a protein of 125 amino acids. NCBI's taxonomy places the organism in Eukaryota, Metazoa, Chordata, Actinopteri, Clupeiformes, Clupeidae. The transcript has a single exon. The record is from RefSeq and is a predicted model, not a curated record. Gene Ontology annotation, molecular function: protein heterodimerization activity; DNA binding; structural constituent of chromatin.